Messenger RNA from Arabis nemorensis, 660 nucleotides. Lineage: Eukaryota; Viridiplantae; Streptophyta; Magnoliopsida; Brassicales; Brassicaceae. The record is from the annotation of a GenBank genome assembly.
AUGGCUUCCACCACCACCAACUUCCUCACUCUUCGCUCUUCAAUUCUCAUAAACCCUAGAUUACCUCUCAAUCUCCGUCCUUUUAACCCUUCUCUUCAUCUCUCUCUUCCCUCUAAACCCUCCUUCAGUCUCUCCUUCAACAACAACCCUAGAAGAACCAUCGUCUCCGCCGUCACCUCUCCGUCUCCGGUACUCUCCACAAAACCCACUUCUCAAUUUCCCUUCUCCGACUCAACCAGAUCAAUCUCAACCCUCGCGCUUCUCUCCGGGCUCGUAACCAAAACCCUGAUUCAGAAACUCGUAAAUCUAACCCCACAGAUUCAAUCCUCCUUCCGAUUCGCCGGUCCCUUGUUCUUCGCGUCGAUUCGUGACCGUCCUGCUGGUUAUCUAAACACACCAUUGACAGUAGUUGCAGCUGGGCUAGCCAAAUGGCUUGAUAUCUACAGUGGUGUGUUGAUGGUUCGAGUUUUACUUAGUUGGUUCCCGAACAUUCCAUGGGAUAGACAACCUUUGUCUGCGAUUAGAGAUUUGUGUGAUCCUUAUCUCAAUCUCUUCAGGAACAUCAUACCUCCGGUCUUUGAUACGCUUGACGUUAGCCCUUUACUUGCUUUUGCUGUUUUGGGAACUUUGGGUUCGAUUCUGAACAAUAGCAGAGGAUAG